Messenger RNA from Dibothriocephalus latus, 414 nucleotides. The record is from the annotation of a GenBank genome assembly. NCBI's taxonomy places the organism in Eukaryota, Metazoa, Platyhelminthes, Cestoda, Diphyllobothriidea, Diphyllobothriidae.
AUGGGCAGACUUCAAGGUCACAACCCCUGGCACAUUGUAAUUGGAAAAAACCGUGCCAGAUUGACUGUACUGUGGAAUGCGCUGAUAUGUAGUGACCCUGUAACGCCUUCCAUCUACGGCCACGGAUACGAUCACGUGAAAGCAGUUCUCGGCCCGCCUUUGGAAAGGGUGCCGCAAACUGCGCUACCGGUCAACCUCUUGCGGUUGUUACCAAGUGCGCAUGCACCAGUCUGCAUACUCCAUUCCGGUCAGGCCGCCCAGCUCCCCGUGGCGGACCUCACGGUCACGACUGCCACACCCACACACUUCGGACACCGUGUCACUCGCGACCGGAAGCGCACUCGUCCGACUGUCAACUUCCUCCAUCCUAUUUUUCUCAACCUCUGCACUGACUACAUUAUUCCUCCCACCUAA